UGUAGCACAUCAGCCAGGGGCUAUAUUCAUAUACAAGCAGCCCGUAAACGCCCGGAAAAUGUACUGGUAUCAAAUGAAAAAUCCUAUGCUGAGUGCUAGACAACAGUCUGGAAAUUAUCCUAUGAAGCAUAGGUAUAGAAGUGCGCCCAUAGAUAUGACUCCAUAUGCAAGCUACAGGAACAUGUUUAGAAGUCCGUACCACAGCUCGUCAGCCAAAGGCUUAUUACCUUACAACAUUAUGUCAGUGCCUAUUCCUUCAACAGUGGCACCAAUAAUGGCACCAAGUACAUGGAACUUUGAAAAUAAACCACAAGCUGUGACUGUAAGCGAAAACAUAACCAGUUGCAAAGAGGAACUAAGCCAGAACCCACUGGCUGAAGGGGCCGUAACUAUCAUGCCGAGCGAAAAUCUUAAAUAUUCUUCAAACUUUUUUCUAAACACCAUGGCUCCAACUACAGCAAUACCCUAUAAACAACAUUCGACCCAUUCAUUUUUUACGCUGGAUGAUGUAUGGAUUCCUCAAUCUCCCGUCAACACCCAGUACUGUGUUACCAACUUCAACCAUAUUACCCACAAGAGCUUUAUCUAA
Molecule: messenger RNA, 589 nt
Organism: Drosophila busckii
Lineage: Eukaryota; Metazoa; Arthropoda; Insecta; Diptera; Drosophilidae
Exons: 4
Coding region: 59-589 (176 amino acids)
Source: RefSeq, a predicted model, not a curated record